UAAAAACCUCAUUAGUGAUUAUAGCCUAUCAUUUUUUCAUGCUCUCUCUGUUUCUUUACUCACCUUCACUUCAACUACUAGCAUUAUUCAUCAGAAAUGGGGAAGAUGGGAACCCCAUUUAAGGGAAUAAUUCAAGAUGUAAAAGGAAGAGCUGAAUGCUACAAGCAAGAUUGGGUUUUGUCAUUCUGCUCUGGUCUAAGAUUAUUGGCUCCAACAUUCUACAUAUUCUUUGCUUCUGCUCUCCCUGUCAUUGCUUUUGGAGAACAACUAAGUAGAGAUACAGAUGGAAGCUUGAGCACUGUAGAAGCAUUGGCAUCUACUGCAAUUUGUGGAAUUAUUCACUCUAUAAUUGGUGGCCAGCCUUUGUUGAUUGUAGGAGUUGCUGAACCAACUGUUAUAAUGUACAGUUAUCUCUACAAUUUCAGCAAGAAAACACCUGAACUUGGUGCAAAACUCUUUCUGCCUUGGGCUGGAUGGGUUAAUGUAUGGAGUGCACUCUUCUUGAUUGUGCUUGGGAUUUUUAAUGCUUGCACUGUGAUCACGAGGUUUACAAGGGUUGCGGGGGAGUUGUUCGGCAUGCUAAUUACUGUUCUUUUCUUUCAACAGGCUAUUAAGGGAUUGGUUGAGGAGUUCGGCACGCCGAAGAAUGAAAACCAGUUGGCAGAAGAGUUUCAAUUCCAAUGGAGGUACAUUAAUGGAUUGCUUGGAAUCAUUUUCUCUUUUGGAGUACUUGUCACUUCCCUUAAAACCAGAAAAGCAAGAACAUGGCUAUAUGGAACAGGGUGGCUACGAAGUUUUAUUGCAGAUUAUGGGGUUCCAUUGAUGGUAGUGUUAUGGACUGCACUGUCUUAUGUUGUGCCAGGCAAAGUUCCCGAAGGUGUUCCUCGAAGGUUGGUUUCUCCGCUUCCUUGGGAAUCUGCAUCUCUGUAUCACUGGACAGUAGUGAAGGAUAUGGGGCAGGUUCCUUUUCUUUACAUAGUUGCGGCAAUUAUUCCGGCUUUCAUGAUAGCAGGACUAUACUUUUUCGAUCAUAGUGUAUCUUCCCAGAUGGCUCAACAGGAGGAAUUCAAUCUUCAAAAGCCAUCUGCCUAUCACUAUGAUAUGUUUCUGCUUGGAAUAAUGACUUUGAUUUGCGGUCUUCUUGGCCUUCCUCCAUCAAAUGGAGUCAUUCCGCAAUCUCCCAUGCAUACAAAGAGUUUGGCAGUUCUUAGAAAGCAGUUGAUCCGAAAGGAAGUGGUAAAAAGUGCCAAGGAAUGCAUUAAGCUGAAAAAGACAAAGUCUGAAAUAUAUGGCAAGAUGCAGGCUGUCUUUGAAGAGAUGGAUACAGAUCCUACUGCCAAAGAGUUGGAGAAUUUGAAGGAAGCUGUAAUGAACCCUGAUGCCAAGGAUGGUACAAAGAAAAAUUUUGAUCUUGAGGAGCACAUAGAUGACUAUCUACCAGUCCGGGUUAAUGAGCAAAGAAUGACCAACUUAAUGCAGUCCCUUCUGAUUGGCCUCUCAGUUUUGGCCAUCUCUAUUAUCAAAAGGAUACCUACCUCGGUUUUAUGGGGAUAUUUCGCUUACAUGGCAAUCGAUAGUCUACCAGGGAAUCAGUUUUGGGAAAGGAUAUUGCUUCUCUUCAUCGCUCCAAGACGACGUUCUAGAAUUUUGGAAGGUUCUCAUGCCUCAUUUGUGGAGACAGUACCAUUCAAGACCAUAGCUGCUUUUACCGGCUUCCAGUUAGCAUAUUUCGCAGUCUGUUAUGGAAUGACAUGGAUACCUAUAGGUGGAAUUUUGUUUCCACUACCAUUCUUCCUUCUCAUACUUGUAAGGGAGCACCUGCUUCCAAGACUCUUCAAACCUCGAGAUCUUCAAGAACUAGACGCUUCCGAAUAUGAGGAGAUUCUUGGUGCUCCACGCGGUUCCCUUAGUAUGUCACUGCAGGAUAAGGAACCGGGCAAUAGCGAUGAGAGUGUAGAAGAUUAUUGUGAUGCUGAGAUAUUGGAUGAGAUGACAACCAGUAGGGGAGAGUUGAAACUCAGAGCUGUGAGCUUCAAUGAUGGGAACUCCAACAAUGAUGGAGAUCGCAGUUUCAAUGUUAGAAAUCGCAGCUUCAAUGUUAGAAAUCGCCGCAGCUUCAAUGCUAGAUACCGCCACAGUUUCAAUGAUAGAUACCUCCAUAGCUUCAAUGGAAAUGCUGUUUGAAUAUCUUUGCAUUCACCAUUUUCUAAGAUGCAGAAUGGGGUUUUUGAUGUUAUUGUAGUGUGUUCUGAAGACAUGAAUGCUCAAGAUUGAUGUGUAGAUGGUUAAGGUUGAAGAUUAUACUCUGUGGAACAAGAAAGGAUUACAGGAAAAUGGGAAAGAAAGAACUGAGUCAUGUGGGGUAGAGGGAAAUUAAAAGACUGAUAUGAAUAUGAAUGAUGGUAAGAACAAAGAAAUUAGAAAAUACAUAGAAAAAAAAUGUAGAAGCUAUUAUUAUUAUUAUUAUUAAUGAGUAGUCAUUCUUUUGUUGUUUAUUCGACAUCAUAAAAAUUAUCAUUUUAUUAUCAGAUUCAAUAGUGAGAUUUCUCACUAGCAAGUAUGUGAUGGUGUAUGGUCAUUUUUUUGCUUUGGGUCAUUGUUAUAAUAAGAUUUGUAAAACUUA
Messenger RNA from Arachis ipaensis, 2623 nucleotides. RefSeq names its product putative boron transporter 7. Gene Ontology annotation, cellular component: plasma membrane. Gene Ontology annotation, molecular function: solute:inorganic anion antiporter activity. Gene Ontology annotation, biological process: monoatomic ion homeostasis; transmembrane transport; monoatomic anion transport. NCBI's taxonomy places the organism in Eukaryota, Viridiplantae, Streptophyta, Magnoliopsida, Fabales, Fabaceae. The record is from RefSeq and is a predicted model, not a curated record.